GUUUUUCUGGCAAGGCAGGAAGGCUCCAUCUUUGAAGUCUCCCAUAGUACUAGGUAGGCCGAGGGAUGUAGGAGUCGGGCAUCAGAUACACAAUACUUACCAAUUACCAGUGAUAACCUCAAAAACAACCUCCCCAAACGAGAGCUUUCCAUCUCCCAGUCUAGCUGACCUUCAAGGUUACCCACUAUACAAUCCUUUUUUAGAUAUCGACGAUCGUCCCCAUCGGAUCCACCCUGGUGUCACACUAGCAGCUCCAUCGCGAAUCUCCACUCUCUCCUUUUUUUUCCCAGCAUGUCAAUAGCCUCAAUCCCCGAGCAUUGUCAAAUCCACAAAUAAAUACAGUACGUAGUCAGUCCACUACCCCCUUCCAGAAGCCCCGUAGAGCCCGGUGUCGAACACAAGCCAACCCACAACCUCUGGCGCACACCCCCAGCAAACAACCACACCCACACCAUAUACCAUACCUCAGAAUGCCCAUCCCCAACUACGGCGUCUGGGUCGGCCACCCGCACCGCUUCCACGCGCAAACCGCCUACCAAGACCACACGACCCCGCACAUCAACCUCUUCCUGCGCGACGGCAGCAACCCGGACGACGACCGGGAACCCAACCACAACCGCAACCGCAGCGACGAAGUGCAAGUAGCGAUCAACGUGAAAUCCACGCAGCACGACACACGCCUGGUCUUCUGGUUCAUCCGGGAUUUCGCGCACCACCCGCUGGUCCACGAGCUGGCCGGUUUGGACAAGGGUUUCCACCGCAUCCGCUCGCACCCGGACAACGCCGACGGCGACGACGAGCGCGAGCUCCCCUACCGCCACCAGCAGCACCACCCCACCCUCGUCGGGCUGGACUACCUGCGCACGACGCCGAAGCUCGUGCACCUCGAGGCCGGGCGGCUCCUACCGCACGACAUCCCGGGCAGUGAUAACGAUAUGCUGGACGAGCUGGAGCCCAUCCUCCAGGAUGCGAUCCACCGGCGCGCGACGGCGUAUGUCUUCGGGAGCUCGUUCGGGACGGGCAUCCACGACGUGCAUAUGAACCAGGGCAGUCGGAAGGCGUACGAGGACGCGGUCUUCAAGGAUGGCGGGCUGGUGUUUCGGUUCCCGGACGGGCGCUGGGAGGCGGUGUUCCUCGCGUUUGCGUCGCAGGCGGUGCCGACGGACUAUCGCGGCAGGGCGGUGGUUGGGGGUGAGGGGCGGGACUUGGGGGAGGUUUUGGGGUGA
Molecule: messenger RNA, 1226 nt
Organism: Aspergillus japonicus CBS 114.51
Lineage: Eukaryota; Fungi; Ascomycota; Eurotiomycetes; Eurotiales; Aspergillaceae
Product: YukJ family protein
Exons: 1
Coding region: 471-1226 (251 amino acids)
Source: RefSeq, a predicted model, not a curated record